This is a messenger RNA of Miscanthus lutarioriparius, 588 nucleotides long. The record is from the annotation of a GenBank genome assembly. Lineage: Eukaryota; Viridiplantae; Streptophyta; Magnoliopsida; Poales; Poaceae.
AUGGGAGCGGCGCAGGAGAAAGGGCGGGAGGCGAAGCACAAGGCGUCCGACGCCAGGGAGAAGGCGCGCGACGCCGCGGACCGCACCAUGGGGAUGGGCCACGACGCCAGGGAGGCGACCAGGGACAGGGCGUACUGGGCCAAGGACGCGGACUCCGACGCCGCUGGCCGCGCCACGGACAAGGCGCGCGGCGCCGCGGAGGCGACCAGGGAGAAGGCCUGCGAGGCCAGGGACCGCGCGUCCGACGGCGCGCAGCAGACCGGGAGCUACAUCGCGCAGACGGCCGAGGCCACCAGGCAGAAGGCCGCCGGCGCCGCGCAGUACGCCAAGGACACCAUGGUGGCCGGCAAGGACAAGACCGGCGCCCUCCUGCAGCAGGCAGGGGAGAAGGUGAUGAGCACGGCCGUGGGGGCCAAGGGCACGGUUGUCAGCACGGCCGUGGGGGCCAAGGACACGGAUGUGAACACAGCCGUGGGAGCGAAGGACGCCGUGAUGAACUCGCUCGGCAUGGCCGGCGAGAACAACGACGGCACCACCACCAACGCCGGCAAGGACACCAGCACCCGCAAGCCUGGCAGGGACUAUUAG